AGCCGUUUGUGGCUCAAGUUCCAGCGCUGGCCAUGGCCCUGCGCUACCGCUUCACCUUCAUUGAUGACGCGCCCGUUCCGGCAGUGCCCCGUUUCCACAGCUGCCCCGUUCGCCAAAGGGACCCGGACCUAGAGGAGCAAGCACUCAGCUGGCAGGUGGCUUGCCUCCCAGACCGGGCACGGCGCAUGCGCGAGCCGCCCGCGCCACCUGCCCCCAACGCGGGCAGCGUGGGUCACCCAGAGGUGUGUCGGCGCCCUUGCGUCCACUUGGCCAGGGGCGCCUGUCGCCUGGGCAGCGCCUGUGGCUACUGCCACCUGCCGCACUUCCGCAAAGAGAACCUCGACAAGAUGAAUCGCCAGGUGGUGCAGGCCAUGUGCGAGGCCCAGUUGCUGGCCGCGAUCCUGCCUCAUCUCCGCAGGCUGACUGAUGGGACCGAGUUUCACCAGACCAAGUCUCUGGUCGAAGUGGUUGAGCGCGAGCUUGCACUGCGACGCCCUUGCAGGGCAUCAUCGGUUGAGGACUUGAAGAGGCUGGAGAAGACACUAUUGCGCAUGAGCGUCUCUGGCCUCAUUGGGUUGAUGACCUCAAGGCGCUGGAAAGGGCCACUGCCGCAAGUCUUGCAGGAGGCUAUGAGCUCCCUGCGGAAAGAGUUGGCCCUGGCCUACUGUUCUCCAGUGCGGUGACGGGGAAGUGUGCAGGGAUCCGACACGCCGACGUGCCGACUCCGUUGGGUUUCAAAUCAUGGUGAAGUUUACGCUGUUGAUGUUUAGAGAUGCCACCCGUGACUGAUGUGGGCCCCCAUGCGGCGCCGGCAGCCAUGCAGAGCUAAAGCUGGGCUUGAUCCAUCGUAAACAUUGAGCCACGGCCACGGCUCAGUGACAUGGCAUGUAGCCAAGCAGAACAUCUGAACAUCUCUUGUGACGGCCGCAGCGGCAAGGAAUGCUGCUUUGUGAAUGACUCUUGGAUUCAAUUUCGCCUCGGACUUUCAGAUGUGCAAUCCAGAUCGGCGCAUGCCCAGAUAUCCGCCUGAAUCUAGAGCCUUUUGCAUACAUCCGCUCGCCGCGGAGUCACUUCUUGAGGCCGAGCCCCAGGUCUCUGGGCAGAGCUGGCAAGCCUUGGCCGACUUGCUCUUGCUUUCACCUGAUGUGCUCAUGCUUGCACGGAUUGCACAACUGGGUUCAGGCGGCGAAUUCGUUUGAGACUAGUUUCUGCAUGUCCGCUACGGGUUGCGCCAUGUCUUGACAGUAGCUCCUCUGCUGUCUGCGUUGGGGUUAUCGCGCUG
Effrenium voratum is the source of this 1282-nucleotide messenger RNA. The record is from the annotation of a GenBank genome assembly. NCBI's taxonomy places the organism in Eukaryota, Dinophyceae, Suessiales, Symbiodiniaceae.